AGCAGAGGUAGUUCGGGGGUACGGGGUCCCAACUCGGCGUUAACAGCUUUCCUCCAGAACGAGGGUAUCACGGACGCGUUCCGUGAGAGACGUGAGCGAGAACUAUUCCAAACAGCCCAGGAGCCAACAACGGUUGUAGAAGUAGUUGAAGAACAAACUACUACUUCGUUAUCUUCAUUAUCUGCAAGAGCGUCGCGUGUAUCUAGGAGACUCAGAGCAGCACUACAAGAAGAACAAGAAGAAGACCCUGAAGUUGAGGAAAUCAAGAAGGCAGCCAGGCGUAAGAGAAGGGCUGCGAAACGGGACAGUGACGAUGACGAUGACGAUAUAGACGAUCUCGACUUCAGUGAUAUUGAUGAACUUGAAGAUAACGUCAAGAAAUUUGGGGAAGAAGACACUUGUGUAGACUGUGGAAACACAUUCCACUUAACCGUGUACUCGCGUUACUUAAAGGAUCUGAAAGGUUACGUUUGUGAAGAAUGUAACGAAAUCAUCAAAGAAAGAGAACGUAAAGCCCGCGCCAAUCAGCAAACUGCUCGUAAACGUAGAAAGAAAGUUGCGCAAGCGUUGUUGAACAAGACUGUGGUUAGAAUCCCAAAGCUUCAGGACAUUUGUAUCAAGAAGAUUUCAGACAACAUCAACGAUGUCGACGUCUUGGGCGAUAUUGGCCAGAUCAACUUGAACAAGCUCUCCAAAAUUUUGUCCAAGAACCGUUCACUUAACAACAAUACAAUGUCAUUGUUCUUGUCGCCUGAGUUGAAGUCAUUGGAAUUCUGGGACUGUCUGGACGUCGAUUCUGAUUCGUUAAAUAAGAUCGCUUCGUAUUGCCCAAACCUAGAAUCGCUUACUUUAUUCAUGUGUGGUCAGCUUCACAACGAUAACUUAAAGUAUUACAACUCAAAUCUCAAGAAGUUGACAGACAUUUCCUUAAAUGGGCCAUUCUUGAUUAGCGAAGCUAUGUGGCAGGAGUUCUUUGAUGAAAGUGACAACCGUAUAACCAAAUUCGAAGUGAGAAACACCCAUAGAUUUGGAAACGAUUCGUUGAUCAGUCUUUUGGAAUCUUCAGGUAAGCGGUUGACCUCAUUGAAGCUUUCAAGGCUAGACGGACUUGACUCUUCUGCAGUGUAUGACUUAAUUCCCCACUAUAUCCAGACGUCUACAUUAACUGACCUCGAGCUCUCGUAUCCAAAUAAAGAGGAUUUAAUAACAGACGAGCUUCUCAUUAAUAUCCUUGCAAUCUCUGGAGAAUCGUUGGUGUCUCUAAAUGUAGAUGGGUGUACUGGCUUAACCGAUGCUUUCUUGAUUGAUGGUGUUUCCAAGUUCUGUCCUAACUUGACCCAUCUCUCAAUGGUGGGUUUGGAUCAAAUCACAGAUGACGGUUUUGCCCUGGCUUUUGAAGAGUACUCAAAGGUUAAUGGAGGUGGUUUGCUAAAUGUAAAUCUUUGUAAGGUCACUGGUCUUGGUGAUAAAGCUGUCUAUGCUUUGUUCAAGAACUCUUGCAGUACUUUAGUCGAGUUGAAUCUCAACUCACUCUACAAACUUUCCAAAGAGUUUUUGUACCAAGUAUUUACUGAUGAUCACAAUGUUUACAAAAAGAAAUUGCAACACCGUAUAGAUAAUGGCGAGUCAAGUGGUGAGACCGAACCACCAUUGGUAUUGUAUAACCAAACAAGAUUGACAUUGUUGACAACUCUCGACAUUGGGUUUGUUCGAGCUGUGGACGACGAAAUACUUAAAUUGAUCGGUGAGAGUUGUCCUAAACUAUCUGUCCUAGAAGUUUACGGAGACAACAGAUGCACAUCAAGGGCAAAGUUCAGAGAGGGUUUAAUGGUUAUUGGUCGUCAAAAUGAUGAAAUUUGA
Messenger RNA from Scheffersomyces stipitis CBS 6054, 1860 nucleotides. RefSeq names its product UV-damaged DNA-binding protein (gene RAD7). The transcript has a single exon. Gene Ontology annotation, cellular component: SCF ubiquitin ligase complex. The annotation marks the transcript as partial. Gene Ontology annotation, biological process: SCF-dependent proteasomal ubiquitin-dependent protein catabolic process. NCBI's taxonomy places the organism in Eukaryota, Fungi, Ascomycota, Pichiomycetes, Serinales, Debaryomycetaceae. The record is from RefSeq and is a predicted model, not a curated record.